This is a messenger RNA of Schistocerca piceifrons (Central American locust), 2227 nucleotides long. Its product is annotated as ankyrin repeat and death domain-containing protein 1A-like. Gene Ontology annotation, biological process: signal transduction. The transcript has 13 exons. Lineage: Eukaryota; Metazoa; Arthropoda; Insecta; Orthoptera; Acrididae. The coding region runs from base 426 to 1901 and encodes 491 amino acids. The record is from RefSeq and is a predicted model, not a curated record. Gene Ontology annotation, molecular function: protein binding.
GUCGUGUCGCGACACGGCUGCGCCGCCAUCAUUGUCUCGUUAACUGGCGGGCCCGUUCGCGCGUUGAUAGCCCCGCAGGGCUACAGUGUUCUGGCGACGACCCGUAGCGCUCUUCGGCAGCAGGGCGUGAAAUGCUUUCACGCUAGUGGCUCGCUGAACAUGUUGUUACCCACUGGACGCCUAAGCGGACAGUCUCUUCAUAGGUGACUGCUGUGGGGACAGCCUGAGAGCAUGGCCUCGGCGCCGCCCGCCGCCUGCAGCCGCGCGCUGCGGUGCCCUCUGCCACUGACGUCACGCAACCCCGCCCCCGCCAACGCCAGCCACUGGUCACCGCAGCCAGCCCCGGCGCUCCCCUGAGAUGGCCGGCGAACCCCUGACCGCCGUCACAGUUGCCGCUGCCGUCUGUUACCCGCGACCACGCCACCAUGGCGGACGCAGAGGAGGCGCUGUCGCACGUCAGCGCCAGAGUGCUGAAGAACGAGCUGAUGCUGCACGAGGCGGUGAUCAAGAACGACGCUGAAGGAGUCCGCAAAGUACUCAAGGAGCCACUCGACGUCAACUCAAGGAACAACUAUGGUCGGGCUCCCAUCCACUGGGCGGCCUCCCGAGGCAACACGGAGAUCAUGGAGAUGCUCAUCGCCGCCAAGUGUGACAUAGAGGCCCGAGACAAGUACGGUAUGCGGCCCAUCCUGAUGGCGGCGUGGCACGGCCACAGGGACGCCGUCCAGAUGCUCAUCAACUGCGGCGCCAGCCUCGUCGCCGUCAACAAGAAGCAGUACACGCUGCUGAUGUGCGCGGCGCGAAACAACCGCGUGGACGUGCUGGAGCUGCUGCUGGAGACGCUGGAAGACGUGCGGCUGGACGCGACGGACGCCGAGCAGCAGACGGCGCUGUUCCACGCGGCGCAGGGCGGCCACGCCGCCGUCGUCCAGAGGCUGGCGGCCGCGGGCGCGCGCGCCGACGUCCGAGACAAGCAAGGCAAGACGCCGCUGCACAUGGCGUGCGAGCGCGGACACCUGGACGUGGUGGAGCUGCUGGUGCGGCUGGGCGUCGACACGAACGCGCAGGACGAGGACGGCAACACGCCGUUGCACGUCGCCUGCGACGGCCAGCAGACGCGCGCCGCGCAGGCCCUGCUCGACGCCGGCUGCCUCACCGACCCCGAGAACAAGAAAGGCUUCACCCCGUUGCACGUGGCGGCCAGCCUGGGCUGUCGCGGCAUCAUCGAGUCCCUCCUGCAGCACGGCAGCUGCAUCAACCACCACGGAAAGAAUGGCAAUACGCCGCUGCACAUGGCGUGUCAAGCCAACAAACUGGAAACCGUCGAACUUCUCGUCAGCAAGGGUGCAGAUCUUAACGCGCUUAACGUGAGACUGCAGUCGUCAAUCCACAUCGCCGCCGAGCAGGGCUACACGGAGAUCUGCAAGCUGCUGCUGGCCGCAGGCGCCAACAUCGACCAACGAGAGCAGGACGCGGCCGACGAGGACGGCGAGGGGGCGGAGAGAGGGGGGCGCGGCCGGCGGCGCUGGCAGCUGAGCCGCGAGGAGGCUGCGACGGGCAACGAGCGCCUGCGAGCCGUCCUCUGGAAGGUGGCCUACAAGCAGCUGGCGCCCGGCGAGUGGAAGCGCCUCGCGCACCACUGGGCCUUCACCGACGAGCAGAUCAAGGCCAUCGAGCACCAGUACACCGGUCCGUCCAGCUACAAAGAACAUGGCUUCCGGAUGAUGUUAAUAUGGGCGCAUGGCCUUGGCCCUGAAGUGAAUCCCAUCAAAGAACUCUACGAGAGCUUGACAGCGAUUGAUAAGAAAGGUGUUGCUGAUGCCUUACGGAAAAAAUUAGACCAAGAAAACGAAGGAAGAUACAGAAAAUGUAGAAACUGUAACUCAUGCAGCAUAUCUUAGGAGUAAACGGGAGUGCCGUGGAUUUUAUAUUUCUGUCUUUUUAAAUUCGAGCUUCUUCAUCGUCAUCUUUAUUUACUGCUACUUCGGGUUUUCCACCAUAGACGGCUUGAAAUGCUGCAGCUAACUGAAAUAUUUUCAGUAUCUUUGCUAAGAGCGGAUAUAAUGUGUCGGCUGUAAUAAGUACGUUUCUCUUCGUGUCGCAGCGCAAAUCAUCCUUUCCGUAUCUGGUAUAUCUGCUGUAAAGAUGUUUUUAAUGAGAAAUAAUUUAUUACAGUUUUUUAGCACGCAGAGUCUAAUUUGUGUAAAGUCCAUAUUUCAUACUGUGA